Molecule: messenger RNA, 816 nt
Organism: Dovyalis caffra
Lineage: Eukaryota; Viridiplantae; Streptophyta; Magnoliopsida; Malpighiales; Salicaceae
Source: the annotation of a GenBank genome assembly
AUGGCCAACAGCAACGACAGCAACAGCAACACCACCGCCAACAACGAUGCUGCUGCCCCCAACAAGCCCAAUGAGGAGCCGCAACAAGCUAACAGCCCUAGGAGGAAUCCGAACAAUCAAGAUCAAGAUGCUGUGAUCACACCAGAACCAAUGCCUAGAGGUUCUUCUGCGGGAACUGAAUUUGGUGGGUCCUCUACUAUGGUCACUGCCGCUGCCGCUGCUGAUCCCGUUCCUCUUGGGACGAAUAUUGGAGGGAGUGGUGCUGUUGUUGAUUUAACUCCUGAUGACGAAGAGUCUAAAUCAGAAGGCUCAAUGAAGAAGCUAGCUAAAACGGAAGACGGGACUGAAGGACAAAGUAGCUGCAUGCCAGUGCCAAAACGAGCUCGUGCUGAAAUGGAUGCUCCUCCGAGUGAACCGAUGUGCUCCAUAUGCAGCAGAAGGUUUUAUUCAUGGAAGGCUGUUUUCAGACAUUUGCGGACCCAUCCUGAGCGAGAAUGGAGAGGUGCAUUCCCUCCCCCUCCAGAGGGACGUGCAGAGAGAGAUGAGAACGCGUUGCAGAUCCAAUUGGCUCCGACCCUGCUGAACGUAGCCAGGGAAACUCUGGAUAAGAUGAAUGAGGACCCUAACCCUAGUUUGGGAGCUGCUGGACCUUCGACUGCAAUUCAAGAAAGAGGUCGUUUCGAUUUGAAUGCGAGGCCCAUAGAUUCUGGUGCUUCAGGAUCAUCAGGAUCGUCUUCUUCUUCCAUCGCUUCUUCCAGCAGCGAUGGGUUUGAUUUAAACAAACCACCCUCACCCCCACCCCCAAGAGGGUCAUGA